Laccaria bicolor S238N-H82 is the source of this 990-nucleotide messenger RNA. RefSeq lists its product as uncharacterized. Lineage: Eukaryota; Fungi; Basidiomycota; Agaricomycetes; Agaricales; Hydnangiaceae. The record is from RefSeq and is a predicted model, not a curated record. The coding region runs from base 1 to 990 and encodes 329 amino acids. The transcript is spliced from 16 exons.
AUGGCCUCCUCCAAUACAAGCAUCGAUCUAUCAUCUAUCUUUGCUCCGGUAUUCUGGGGAUUUGUUAUCUCACUUUUGUUUGGUGGAAUGACUAUUGUUCAAGCUUACAACUAUUUCUCCAAGUAUCCGAAUGAUAGAUUCAGAGUCCGUUUCGCCGCCGCCUCCAUGCUGGUUUUAGAUUUGCUAUCGUCAGCACUUGUGGCCUACUCUGUCUACUAUUACUUGGUACCGCAAUUUGGAGACUUACUUCCACUUAGUACCGCUACAUCGGAAAUGUCGAUCGAAUGCUUGAUAUCGACGGGGAUUACCCUAACCUCCCAGUUAUAUUUUGCGCACCAAUUAAUUAGCGUCAAACGAUCCGGGAGGGGGAACUGGGUUAUCAUAGGAAUAAUCGUCGUACUUGCAAUCCUUGGUUUCGGAUGUACGGUCGCCAUGUUGGUAUUUCGUCACAACGUGUUGGUGGACCGUAACAGAACUUUCGAGGUUUUCUUCGGAGUCGCGAAAGCACUUGGAGCUAUCACAGAUAUUUUGGCCACAGGUGCUCUCUGUGCUUUUUUGACAUCGGCAAAGACGGGAAUGAGACAGACCAAUCGGCUCAUUGAUUCGUUGAUGAAAUUCAUCGUCCAUCGCGGUGCCCUCGUCGCUUCAAUGCAAACCCUUCUUCUCAUAUCAUUUUAUGCUUUCCCAACGAGACUUCAUUGGCUCGCCUUUCACUUCAACGUCACGAAGUUAUAUGUCAACACUUUCUUCGCUAUGCUGAACGCCAGGGAAGGUCUCAAAGAAAAGCAUCUGUCAAGAACCGCAAAUAGCGCCCUAUUUUCCGACGAUACUACCGUUUCAAAGGACCGCUAUCGAACGAAACUGGCUAAUAUCAACGACCCAGAGCAACAUCUUGUCCAUAACGUCGGAUCAUUUUCAAGUCAGGAAGACCGCGAAAAACCUCUUGAGAUGCCUACGGUCACGAAAACCGUCGUCGUCGCUAAUCUUUGA